CUUGCCCUCCUCUAGCAUCCGUGACGUGUGCAGUGCCCAGUGACGCUAAGCCUGGGAGCCACUCAGGCGCUUGCUCCGGGGGAGCUUCCCAGGGUCCUGCGCGUGCGUAACGCCUCCGGCCCUGCCUUCCACCGCCUUAGGAGUGAGACAUGGUGCUGUCGGAGCUGGCAGCGCGCCUCAAUUGCACUGAGUACAAAAACUGGGUGAAGGCAGGACACUGUCUGCUGCUGCUACGCAGCAGCCUACAGGGGUUCGUCCGCCGCGAAGUGCUCUCCUUCCAUCGCGGACUGCUCGCCGCGGUCCCCGGCCUUGGUCCCCACGCCACCUGCCGUGGCGGCUCCCGGUGCAGCCCGCGCGCUCGCCAGUUUCAGCCUCACUGUCAGGCGUGCACCGAGUGGAAGCGCGAGAUCUUGAGGCAUCACAUCAACAGAAAUGGAGACGUGCACUGGGGAAAUUGCCGGCCCGGCCUCUGGCCCGUGGACGCUUGGGAGGUGGCCAAGGCCUUCAUGCCCCGAGGACUGGCAGACAAACGGGGACCUGAGGAAUGUGAUGCGGUUGCCCUUUUAAGUCUCAUCAAUUCCUGCGAUCAUUUCAUGGUUGACCGGAAGAAGGUCACAGAGGUGAUUAAGUGUCGGAAUGAGAUAAUGCACUCCUCGGAGAUGAAAGUAUCAUCUGUAUGGCUUCAAGAUUUUCAGAUGAAGAUCCAAAAUUUUCUAAACGAGUUCAGGAAUAUCCCAGAGAUUGUAGCAGUAUAUUCCAGGAUAGAACAGCUGCUGACGUCUGACUGGGCUGUUCACAUCCCUGAGGAAGACGAACGAGAUGGCUGUGAACUUGAAAUAAGAGGUUACUUGAGUGUGAACCAAAUCCAUGAAAUCGAAAUGGAAUUGCUGAAGGAAAAACUACAAGAGAUGUACCUUCAAGCAGUAGAAGAAGAGGCGUUGCCCGAAGAGCUCUCGAAUCAACUGGAUGCAGUGAAAGGAUUCCUGAGAAACAACACCGAUCUUAGAAAUGGCCUUACAGAAGACAUGAAGAAGCUAGACAGCCUUCAUCUACAGCAUCAAAAACCAAUUUCAAAGGACGUGGGGAGACAGACCCCCUGAAAGGAAAGCUUGAAGUGAGUUUAGGUACCAGAUGUUAAAGAGGGACGCAAUUGCCUCAUCCCUUUGAUGUCUCUCUUAUGGGAAGCCACAUUGAACCAACAGUCUCCCUUGCUUUUUUUUUUUUCCCUGUUCCCUUACAAUUACAAAGGAAGGCCGGCUAUGGUGGUGUACACCUUUAAUGUCAUCAUCUGGGCUGGGGGGGUGGGAGACCGAUCCAGGUGGAUCUCUAUGAGGCCAAGGCCGGUCAGGUCUACAGGGCAAGACCCCCGUCUUGAAACAAACAAAACAUCCAAACCUCUCCAAAAGGCCGGACAGCUGGCCAAGUGCCCAUUGUGUGGUUAAGGACUCACAUAUCUGUGAAGCCUCAACUCUGCAGCAUGUCAGCCAAAUAUACCCGAAGCCAAGGUCUGCUGUUAGCUGACCCUGUAUAUCAUUUGUAACUCAGUCAGAAAGCAUUCUGCCCACAGGUGCUGCCAGGGAAGGCCAGCCCCUGCUGUGGCAUUAAUUAUGCUUGGCUGGUGUACAUUAGAAAGCUGAUUAACAUAAGCAGCUCUAUUUUGUUGGUUUUUUUUUUCUCCCAAAUAAUAUGAAUGAAAAUACUCUCUUUUAUUUUACAUGGUCCCUAGGCAAGAUCCAGGCACAUUUUGUGAAAGUCAGCCUGGCCUCUGGGUCAGGCAUCCUCUGAACAAAAGGAAAACGUUUCCAUGAGUUUUUUUUUUUUUUUUUUUUUUUUUUUUUUUUUUUUUUUUUUUUGUCGUCCUGGCCUUUCCCAUAGUGCUUCAGAGAUACUUUCUUCAUAUUCACCGACUCGGAAUUGUGUGAGGUGUAGUCAGAAAUACCAGUCUCCUGCUGGUUUGGUUUUUUUUGUUUUGUUUGUUUUUUUUUGUUUUGUUUUGUUUUGUUUUUUGUUUUUUGUUUUUUUGCUAUCACCCAGGGACUUUUUGCUGUCUCUAAGGUGAGUGUUUCCUGGUCCUAAACUGUAGCUGGUGAGGACUAGGUCUGUGUGAAGGAGUGACCUGCUCCCGGCAGAGCUGUAUGCACUCCCUGCUUCUGCCUUGAAGUUUUACUCUGACGGGGCCAAAGAGUGGGCUGGGGUAUGUGACCAAAUUUAUUUUUUUCUUCCGAUGAAGGUAAAAGAAAAGUGGCUGUUUUGUACUAUUUCUCCUGAGCGUGGAACUGUUGCUUCUGGGCUCGAGUAGCCGUGGACAGCAAGGAAGGGAAGGCCAGGCUGCUCAGUGGUAGGCUAGAGAACAGUUUGACUGAGUAAUGGCAGGGAAGGGCCCAGACCACUGUCCCAGAAGGGAUCUCUGGAAAAGGUCAGUUGUUCGUUUUCUGGGGACAGGGCACAGAUGAGAAGCUAAACUCUACCAAAGUUGAGAUGGCUCAUACCCGUGGUGACCUCAACCACUUGGAAGGCUGACAUGGGAGGAUCCCAAGUUCUAGGCCAGCCAGGGCAACUUAAUGAGACCCUAUCAAACUAAAAGCAAAUCAUAAAGAGGUGGAGGUAUGGUAUGUUUGCAGAAUAUUUGCUUACUAUAGCAGGCCCUGGAGUUGGUCCUCAGCAUCCUGUCCCCCAAAGACGAAGCAGACACCCCUUGGUUCCAGUGCCUCCUGAGCAGUGUGCCCCCUGUGCCGAGUACAGGCCCUAGGCCUCAUGCUCCAUGAGUGCUUGCUUGUGAAAAUGCUAGUUACACCCUUAGCUAAGCCAGCUUUCAUUCUGUAAAAUCUGAACUUUCAUCAUUCUUACAGAUACCCGAACAAAUCACUGGCUCUAAACAUAGUCAUAAACUCAUUCACAACGCCUCUAUUUCCUCUCUUGAUUCCUGAACAGUUGAGGAGCCUUACCAUUGCAUGCUCUGUUCUUGUGGGAGUCAGAUUCACUUUCCCUCCAUCUGCUCAUUUCCAAGGCCUGUGGCACUAGACUGUUUUAUGUCACUUCUGGACGUUGCUGUAUUCCCAAAACUACCUGGAAGAAACACUCCAUGCCAAGGCUCAGCCAAGAUGAGUUCAUUCCCUCACUUGGCCACCUGCCUGUCCGAGAGGGACCCUGCGGAGAAUGGGUUGUCAAUACAGACUGGAUUCAGCAUGUAUUUUGACUUCAGAACCCAGUCAGUGCAAAUGUGCCUGCAGCUUGCUGAUUUAAUCUUCCUGAUUGCUGUUUGUUUUUCACUCUUACGUCCUCAUUCUUCCUAUAUUUGUGAAGUUCCUUGAGAAGACUUCAAGAGUAAAGCAAAAUUUUGCAUUUAUUUUUGUCAAAGAAAAAAAAAAAAAAGACAGUCGUGAAAUAGCUAUUCCCGUCUAGAUCUGAACUAGAAAACAUGGAGUCUUGAUUUCCUAACCCAUGAAGACGCGGCUUCUAACUGUAGCAAGUUUGAGAUUGGGACCUUUCAUUUUACACCUGUGUCUAAUUUGUCCUUACCAGUCCAACACACACUUACCAAAUGUCAAGCCUGUGCCAGCCACUGAAGCUGAUGCAAAUGUAAUGAGUGGUGACAUCCUGUCUGACUGCCUUUGUUUUCUACUGUGACAAAUCAAAGGUAUUGUUCAGGAAAGUUGACACAAGUAACAUUCCGUUGAACGGAAACAGAAGAGAAGACACUUAAUUAAAAAGGGCUCUAAAGUAAGUGCGGCCUCUCCAGAGGCAUCAUCCUGUAGACAUCUCUUCAGCAGCACUGCGCAUCUGGACACAGGGUCUGUAUGAACGGACGCUUCCCACAGCAUUCGUACCCAGCCACUAGUAGAGAAGCUGCCAUAUAACUGUUCGAGAGAAGGCGCCCAGGCUGCAGUGCAGGAAUACGAAGUGCCUGUAAGACAUCCAAAGGAGCGGUUUGGGAGGGUGGGGUAGAGUUCCAUGGGGGGGGGGGGGGCACUUGCUUGCCCAGCAUGUAUGAGGCCUUCAGUCGGAUCCCCAUUCCCCUACCAAAGGCAAAUAGAAAAGCGAAGUAUUUAAUAAUACGCAGCAUGCUGUAGCGCUGUUUUGUAUGGUAUGAGAACAGGCCUGGAAAGGUCUGGUUUUUUUCCAAGUCUGUAUGCUGUCUGUUAUAUCUGGGAGAGGAAUUGUCGCUGUGGGGAAUGGUCAGAAGGAAUUUAGCUCUUUCUAUUUUGUAUAAUCUCUUUGUAAUAAACAUGUACUCAUAUACUUUGACAUUUUUAUUAGUUUUUAACUUUAAAACAAUACAUAUGAACGACAUAUACCAAA
Messenger RNA from Meriones unguiculatus (Mongolian gerbil), 4299 nucleotides. It is a transcript of the gene CXHXorf38, whose product is annotated as chromosome X CXorf38 homolog. The transcript is spliced from 6 exons. Bases 150 to 1100 code for a protein of 316 amino acids. NCBI's taxonomy places the organism in Eukaryota, Metazoa, Chordata, Mammalia, Rodentia, Muridae. The record is from RefSeq and is a predicted model, not a curated record.